Molecule: messenger RNA, 1027 nt
Organism: Cucurbita moschata (crookneck pumpkin)
Lineage: Eukaryota; Viridiplantae; Streptophyta; Magnoliopsida; Cucurbitales; Cucurbitaceae
Product: rRNA-processing protein fcf2-like
Exons: 6
Coding region: 149-742 (197 amino acids)
Biological process (GO): RNA processing
Cellular component (GO): nucleolus
Molecular function (GO): RNA binding
Source: RefSeq, a predicted model, not a curated record
GAGGAAAACCCUCUCUUUCACCGCGCCACUUCUUCUUUUUCGUCGCGCCGUCGCUUCUUCCGCGCCACUUCUUCUUUCUUCCGCUCGUGCCAUCGCAGCCCCCUUCAUUGGAGUUCAGCACUGAGUUUCUACUCCCUUGUUCUGACUGAUGUCAGGAAAAAAGCCUGUCAUUAGCCUUUCUUGGGAGCCAAAGCUGCCCACUUCGUCGUCAGGGAUCAAAACCAAGGCUUGUGACAAAUCUCACAGUCAAGCGGGAAAUGGUCUUGUUUGGAAAAACAAUUCAGAGCUUGUGGAUGGACUGUUUGUUCCCCCAAACAACCCAAAAAAGUUGAAUAAGUUAUUGAGAAAGCAAGUCAGUGACACGGCUGGGAGGAAUUGGUUUGACAUGCCAGCACAAACCAUGACCCCUGAAAUGGAAAAAGAUUUGCGCUUGUUGAAGCUGAGGAGCGUCAUUGAUCCCAAGAGACACUACAAGAAGGGUGAUUCGAAAUCAAAAACACUUCCCAAAUAUUUCCAGGUAGGAACCGUGGUCGAGUCUUCUUUGGACUUCUUCUCAGGUAGAUUAACAAAGAAGGAGAGGAAAGCAACGCUUGCCGACGAACUGCUUUCCGACCAGGCCCUCACUCAGUACAGAAAACGCAAAGUUCAAGAAAUCGAAGAGCAGAAUCGACCAGGUGGAAACGACAAGUGGAAAAUAAGGGGUCGUCAAUCACGAAAACGUGCCAAGGAAAGGAGGAAUUAGGUAAGUUGCCUCAAAUUUUUCACUAGUAAACCAGAUGAGCACCACUAGAUCAGAUCAAGUUAAGUGAUGGGGAUUGAUCAUUGGCUUAUUAGGUGAAAUCCAGCAAAUAUUUUAUGUAUACUCUGUAGACCGAGCUGACUAAGAACUCAAGUUUAAACUAUUUUUGGCUAUUGAAUUGAUGAUGUGUAUUAGGAGUAGAAGUGUUCUUGAGGCUAAGUUAUGAAACCUGUAACUGAUGAAAUGGUGUUUAUUUAUCACCGAGGAAAACAACGUAUUCUUGUUCCA